Messenger RNA from Amphibalanus amphitrite, 560 nucleotides. RefSeq names its product kinesin-like protein KIF20A. The transcript is spliced from 4 exons. Gene Ontology annotation, molecular function: microtubule binding; ATP binding; plus-end-directed microtubule motor activity. The record is from RefSeq and is a predicted model, not a curated record. Lineage: Eukaryota; Metazoa; Arthropoda; Thecostraca; Balanomorpha; Balanidae. Gene Ontology annotation, cellular component: spindle microtubule; nucleus. Gene Ontology annotation, biological process: microtubule-based movement; mitotic spindle assembly. The annotation marks the transcript as partial.
ACGCGUGUGGGCGCGUUGGAUACGAUUGUGGUGUACUGGAUGCGCCAUGGCGUUCGCGCACCCGGCGCCGGUCGACGUGUCCUACCUGCAGGCGCGCGAGUCGGGCUACCUGCUGGGCCGUGCGCGCGCCUCGUCAGUGGCCCUGCCGGGCCUGGCGCCGCCGCAGCGGGACAUCACGGAGGAGUUGGUGGAGCAGCGCGGAGAUGACCUGGUGGCCGGCGGCGGCGGCCUGCGCGUCUUCCUGCGCGUCCGGCCGCAGCUGGACGGCGACUUCGGUGACCUGCCACCGGAGGAGCGCAAACCGGUCCUGGAACGAUCCAGCGACAUCCACCUGUUGAUGCACGCCCCGAAGGACUCGGCAACGUACAAAAAUGGCGUCAACAACAACGGGAAGCUAACUCACAGGUACACGUUCUCGCACAUAUUCGGUCCGGACACGGAUCAGCGUCGCCUGUUUCGGCAGACCACGCUCAAACAUGUGUCCGAGUUUGUCAACGGCCGCAGCUGUCUACUCUUCACGUACGGCGCCACCAAUUCGGGCAAAACGUACACCGUCCAAG